Molecule: messenger RNA, 1459 nt
Organism: Nylanderia fulva
Lineage: Eukaryota; Metazoa; Arthropoda; Insecta; Hymenoptera; Formicidae
Gene: Arglu1
Product: Arginine and glutamate rich 1
Cellular component (GO): mitochondrion; nucleoplasm
Molecular function (GO): cadherin binding
Source: RefSeq, a predicted model, not a curated record
AUAUUUAAAGAUGGCCGUCAGUUCGUAUAGGAGGUUCCUGGGUGCAGGGUGAAAGUGGAAGUCAAGUGAAUGCUUUAUCGCGUCGUAGUUACAUCCGCAGCGAAAUAUCGAGUGAACUCUCGCCCGAGCGACAGCUUCUUGCGUUUUCUCCGAAUUGUACUGAACUCGAGGAGAAGACGGACCAUCUCAGGAAAAUGGGCCGGUCGCGUUCCAGAUCGAAAUCGCCGAAUAGGCGGCGUCACAAAAGCAAGCACUCUCGCAAACGGUCCAAAUCGCGUGAGAAACACUCCAACAACAAAUAUUCAGACAAGCCGAAAGAACGUAGUUCCAAAUCCAGAAAACGAUCCCAUUCUGCAUCAUCCAGCAGUGGUUCGGAAGUAUCAGACGAUGUGCACAUUGUUAGUCACAAGAAACGUUCGUACAGGGACAGAGAUCGAAAAAUGGAUGAAGUGGAGAGACUAGCAGAAAUGGAGCGGCAAAGGAAAAAGAAAGAAUUAAUGAACAAAAUCUUCACUACGAGCUCAGCUGGAAAGAAACGGUUCUGGAAUGGUGCUCUGGAAGAAGAUUGCUGCUUAUCUGUCUGCAGACGUCAGCGCGAAGUGGAACAAAAGAUGGUAGAAGAGGAAGCAGCCAAACGUAUUGAGGAACUUGUACAAAAAAGGGUGGAAGAGGAGCUUGAAAAACGUAAAGAGGAAAUUGAAGCAGAGGUGCAAAGGCGGGUGGAAGAAGCGAAGAGGGCUAUGGAGCGUCAAGUGAUGGAGGAGAUGGAAUGGAGGCAAGCGAAACUACGUGAGGAGGAGAAACGAAGAGAGGAGGAAGAGCGGAAGAAGCGUGAGGAACUAGAGAGGAUUAUGGAGGAGAACAACAGAAAGAUAGAGGAAGCUCAGAAGAAAUUGGCUGAAGAAAGAUUGGCUAUGGUUGAAGAACAACGAUUAAUGGAAGAAGAGAGGCAAAAAAUGAGAAAGGAGCACGAGAAACGCGUUAAGGAGGAACAGAAGAGAAUCUUAGGCAAAAACAACUCGAGGCCUAAAUUAUCCUUCACUUUAAAGCCGGUUACGUGAGUCUGUGUAUUGUUUCAUACAGUUUGAUGUGAUAUGUACACAAAAUCUUGUCAGUUUUCAUACUUGAAUCGCGAAAACAGUCGCCAUAAGGCUGCAUCUACAUAGAUCUACAUUAUAGACUUUAUAGUGCAGUAACGUAAGACCCAAAAAGUUCACCCUAAUGUAUUCAAAACAGUUGUUGAAAUCACACAAGGCAAGAUUAAAUUUUAUUUGAUUGUGAUGAUGGAUGCAUCAAAAUUAAAUAAUUAAUUCUUGUCUUGUGAGGUUUCAAUGUAGAUACAAAUGGGAUUUCACGUUGUGCGAGAAUACACUGACAUCAGUAUGAACAAAAUAAGUUUUUAAUCAUGAAAAGUAUUAUAUACAUGUAUAUAUAAUGGUAAAAAAAUACAUAAUAUCUU